Molecule: messenger RNA, 2262 nt
Organism: Xyrauchen texanus (razorback sucker)
Lineage: Eukaryota; Metazoa; Chordata; Actinopteri; Cypriniformes; Catostomidae
Product: replication stress response regulator SDE2-like
Exons: 7
Coding region: 41-1249 (402 amino acids)
Cellular component (GO): nucleus
Source: RefSeq, a predicted model, not a curated record
UAAACGUCGGAAGUUUAUACUCGAGAACGGAGAAGAAAACAUGGAGCUCUUUGUGAUUUCCCCCGAUUUGAGAUUUACAAACGUAACUGUCGCCCCGGGCUCGACUGUCAGUGAUUUGAUCGAUCAUUUUACCAAUAAAGAGGGUGCCCCUUUCACAGAUUUCUACGUGAAGAGUAAUGGACGCUUAUUCUACAGUAAUGAUUUGCUUCAGGCUGGAUUGGUGUACCGUGUGGAGCCUCGGUUAUAUGGAGGCAAAGGAGGGUUUGGCUCCAUGUUGAGAGCUCUCGGAGCUCAAAUCGAAAAGACCACGAACCGUGAGGCCUGCAGGGAUCUGAGUGGAAGGAGACUUCGAGAUGUUAAUCACGAGAAAGAAAUGGCAGAGUGGUUGAAAAAGCAGGCGGACCGAGAUGCGGAGAAGGAACAGCGUCGUUUGGAGCGAAUUCAGAGGAAACUGGCAGAACCAAAACAUUAUUUCACAGAUACGAAUUACGAGCAGCAGUGCCACGACCUGUCUGAGAGACUUGAGGACUCCGUACUGAAAGGCAUGCAGGCUUCUUCUAGUGGGCUUGUGCAGGCAGACGAGGGGCUGAACCGCAAGCGUCCAACUUUGACCGACAAGCAAAAGAAAGCAAAAAGGAAAUGUUUAUGGACUGGCAUUGGGGAUCUGGAUGAGAUGGGGAGCUCUGGUGAAGGCAGUGAUGACAGUGAUAGUGAUGCCUCUCCCUCCACCUCUUCCUCUGGAGCUUCCUGUAGUUCUGAUGUUCCCAAACCUGCUUUGCUGCCUUUCACCAGCAGAGGGCAGCACAGUGCAGAACCUCAGGAACAGCCCAGCAGCAUCAGCUCCUCUUCAAGUCCUGCACCCUGCUCCCCAACACACAACCAUGAGGAGGAGGAGGAGGAGGUAGAGAGGGAAAAAGAGACUGAAUGUACAGCUGAGGUAGUCCAGAGAGGGAGCACCGAAGAGGAAAAUGUACAAAUGCCAAACACAGAAGCAGAAAACUGCCCAGCUGAGAGCAGCCAGACACAAGAAACGGUGGAGGGUCCAUUGGAUUUGCUCUCUGUGAGUGGGGUGGAGCAGUUGGAGUCUCUGGGUCUGGAGCGUCUGAAGAAAGAGCUGAUGGAGCGAGGGAUGAAGUGUGGAGGGACACUACAAGAGCGUGCUGCUCGUCUUUUCUCUGUCAGAGGACUGACUCCAGAUCAGAUUGAUCCUGCACUGUUAGCCAAACCCAGCAAGGGCAAGAAGAAAUAACUUGCUUCUGAACCACUGAUUUGGUUCAUUGAUUUUUAUCCAACUAUUUCUGUUCUGCUGUCUUUAAAUUUGGCAUAUCUUUUUUUUUUAUUUUUUUAUUUUAAUUACAGAAAAUCCACAGUUUGGGAAAGAUGCGUGCUCUAGAAUUUUAAAUAAUGACAUCUAUAUUCAUUGGAACAUCAGAGCUGCUUGAACAGUCAUGUUUUUUAGUUUUUCAGUCUUAAGUCUCAUUUAAGACUAAAUCUCUUUUUUGUUUUUCUUUUCUUUAUCAUUUCGUUAGUAAAACAUGUGAUGUUACAAUAGCCAGCCUUUUUUGUAAUACAAUAAAUUGUUUAUGGUUGCAUAGUCAGUGUAAAUAGCUGUUUUGAUUCAUACUGUCAUGUACAGUAUAACUUCAUACAGUUUCCUCUCAGAUAUUAAUAAGACACUCAUCAGAUGUCUUUGAGACAUUUGUUAUUGAGAAUGUUUGCAAAUCUGAAUCUUUUUCAAAUGUUUAGCAGUUGUUAAUUAGAUUGCAAUGCUUUCCAGAUGAAACACUCUUAAACAGACAUAUCUGGGUUGUCUGGCAGUUAAAGUGUUGUAAUAAUUUUGUAGUUUGAUGGAUGUACAGACAAUACAUUAAGUUGCUGAAUAUCUAUUAGUCUUAAAGUAGAUAGAAGACCUUUUGUGUGUUUCUUUACAUUUGAUAGUUGCUAUUUAAAUUAAGGAACAUUUCAUCAAUGUAAGUGAAUGAGAUUUUUCCAAUUAUUGAUUGUCCGCUGUGUGAAAACCGUACAUCUGUUCAGUUAGAAAAGACAUAUCACACUAUUCCAGAAUAGUCUGAAUGUCUAUACCAAAUUUGGUGGAUGUAGCUUGAGAGCUCUUGAAGGAGUUAGUGUUAUACUUUCUGGUCUCAGUUUAGGGAUUUUGAUAAUAUCCUGAACCAAAUUGGCUUCGUCAAGCAAACUUAAUACAUUUUAAACCAUGACAAUGUAUCAGUUUGAUGGCACACAAAUAAAAAAAUACAAAUUGUU